CCGCUCCCGUGUCACUGCCUCCGGCCACUGGACGGAGUCUUUAUUUUAGACGCCGCGACCCUGGCACCUGCUGCCGCGGCACGGAUCCUCGCCCGUCGUUGGGCAGGCUUCGGCCCCGGCGGUUUGGAACGUCUCUCUUGGCGACGGGGGUGGGGCGGGGGGAGCGGUGUCCAGGGACAGUGCCCUUUCCCGAGAGGCGGCUGCGGACGCGUCGCCUGCGGGACCAGAGCCGAGGAGCCCCUGCUUUGUCCUCGGGAGGCCCUCUUGCCGCGAAGCGGCAUCUUCCUUCGGUAACGUCCAGAAAGAGUAGCGUAGGCUGCUCUUUAUCCUGCAGAUCAAAGUAAAACUUGUCUUUUUAGAAACGUGUCCUGAAAAUUGGCGCAUCUCCUGUGCUUCUCUCAGGUGUAUUAGGAAACCGGGCCGGUCCCUGGCAAGAUUGUCCUGUUGGCUACAGAAUGUCCAGGCAGCUAGAGGGCAUAAAAGCUGCUUUCCAUAUUUAGACGGCAAUUUUAGAUGUGAUGCAGGAUGUCAACUAUUCUCAAGUGUGCUAAAGUCCAAUUUUGCUGACCGAGCAUCUGCGCAAAUGAUCAGGCAGUCUCUUCAGAGUCGUCUUUUUGAAGUGUAAAAAGUGGAUAGUGGCUCUCGUGUCAAGGGAUGCCACGGUCACGCUCUCGAUCCCCUAGGUGGAAACACAGGUCUUUAUCACCAGUACCUAGAAGUUCUGAACACUACAAGCAAAGACAUGAGCAUUAUGGCUAUGAAUAUAGGAAGGAUCCAAAAAGACCCAUUGCUUGGAGAAUGGACAAUGAGAAACAUGGACAGAGUAAACCAAGAAUUCCUUCUCGUGAAAAUACACAUUACCGAUCUUAUGAACAUAGAUCACCUUCCCCAAACCUAAGAAGAAACUCUUUAGAAAAUUUUUAUACUUAUAAGCCUCCCCAAGUAUAUUUACCAGGAAGAGGAGAUAGUAACAGAAGAUCUCAGUAUAUGCCCAAAUACUCAGAAGGUGUAGUCUACAAAGAGCACCAGAGAAAUUGUUAUCCCCAGAAAGUGCAAGGAAGGUAUAUUCCUGAUGAUCACAGAGUUAGAGGCAGUGGAAAAGGAGGGAAACCACCUCUGAGGUCAAUAGCAGAUUCUUUUAGAUUCGAAGGACAGUGGCAUGAAGAUGAAUUGAGGCACCAGAGGAUACAAGACGAAAAAUAUUCUCAGUCACUUAGAAGAGGCUCUGAAGAUUUUGAGAAAAGGAGCUCUUUUCAGAAGAGGUAUCCUGAGGAUCGUGAUUUCAGAAAAUAUGGACACACAUCAAAAAGACCCGAAGAUGUGGAGAGGUUUGAAAACAGAGAGGCUGCCAGGAGCCUACAGUGGAAGCCCAGGCAUUUUCUUCCUCCUUACCAAGAGAAGAAAGAUCAGCGAAACCUCGGACUUCAGACUCAUCGACACGCUCCGAGGGAACUCCCAGAGAGCAGUUCAGCAGCCAAGGUAUCCUGUGACUAUCGCCACAAACAUCGUAAGAGCUCAGAUGGGGACCAGGACUUUAAUGAUGGCAGAACUCAGAAGUACUCUAAAGAGGAAGAUAGAAAAUUCGGUUCUCAAAAAGGCCCUGUGGCUAGAGAGUCCAGUUGUUCUAAUGCCGGAAGAGGGAGAGUGACUGAAGAUGGGCAAGUCAAAGAACCUUUGAAGCCAUCUAAGAAAGACUGUGCCGCCUGCACCCAUUCAAAUAAAAGCGAUGUUGAUUUGAGACCCUGUAGUGACAAACGCAAGGACAAAAUAAAAAAAGAAGGGGCUGGCAGAAAAGAGAGCAACUCUUCCCAUAACCAACUUGAUAAGGGUAAAAAACUUUCCGACAUGAAGGCUUCCUCUGCCAUUCUUAGGAAGAAAUCACUUACAGUUAAAGUAGAUGUGAAGAAAGCAGUGAACACUUCCAGGGUUGCUUCUAGCUAUUCCACAGAGAGACAGAUGUCACAUGAUUUGGUUGCUGUUGGCAGGAAAAGUGAAAACUUUCAUCCAGUGUUUGAACAUCUUGACUCAACUCAGAAUACUGAAAACAAACCUACAGGAGAAUUUGCUCAGGAAAUCAUAACUAUAAUCCAUCAAGUUAAAGCAAAUUAUUUUCCAUCACCCAAAAUUACUCUACAUGAGCGUUUCUCACAAAUGCAAGAUACACAAGCUGCAGAUGUAAAUGAAAUUAAAUUGAACUCAGAUCCAGAAAUUCACAGGAGAAUAGAUAUGUCUUUGGCUGAGCUUCAGAGUAAACAAACUAUGGUAUAUGAUUCAGAACAGACUCUGGUCAAAAUAAUAGAUCCAAAUGACCUACGACAUGACAUUGAAAGAAGGAGAAAAGAACGGUUACAGAAUGAAGAUGAGCACAUUUUUCACAUAGCUAGUGCUGCAGAGAGGAGUGAUCAGCAUUCCAAUUUUUCAAGGUUGAAGAAUACUCAUAUUGAUGGGUUCCAAAAACCUACAUGUUUUGUAAAAUCAAAUUUUAGAAAAUUUAUUCAGAAACCCUACUUGAAUUAUCAUACUAUACAGAGAAAAGAUGUCGUUACUCACAAACCAUUUGGAGUUGAGGGAAACCAUCAAAACACAAGAGGCUUUAGAAGACCUUUUAAGACCAACUUUAGAGGUGGCAGAUUUCAGCCUCAAUAUAAAUCAGGCCUAGUACAGAAGAGCUUGUACAUUCAGGCUAAAUAUCAGCGUUUACGGUUCGCUGGUCCAAGGGGAUUUAUCACUAAUAAAUUCAGAGAAAGAUUACUGAGGAAAAAAAAGGAAUAUACAAACAUUGCCCCAGCAAUCUAAUCUGGAAUUGUUACAAAUGGAAACGACACUAAAGGACGAUAUUUGGGAGCAUCUCUUUUUGUCAAGAGUUAGAAUUGGCACUAAAGUACUAAUACAGUAACUUUCUUGAUAAAAUAACUUUAUUUUUCCGUAGUGGAAUGCUGCAACUUUUUUACACUUAACAGUUGCUUUUAAAUUACAGUAUUUGAUGUAAAAGUUGUAUUAACUACAGCUUCUUUUGCAAAAAAGUCUCAAAAGGGCAUUAUUUGUUGAUGCAUUUUUCUCUGAGCAUGGUUUCAUAGAGAACUGAGUUAUAUCCAGACGUUUCUAUGUUGAAAGGUUUGCUUAUGUAAUAAAAACAAAAACAAAAGUACCUGAAUUGUAUAGUGUCUGUACAUCAAAGAACUUUUAAACAGUGGCCUUACAGUAGCAGUUUUUCUACAAGAUUUUUCUUUUUCUGAUGACAUUUUGGCUUACAACUUCAAGUUUUCUUAAGCUUCUGAAGAUCAAGGUCUAUAUAAUUCAUACAUUUCAUAUUAUGACAUAAGAAGGCAAGAGAAAAGGUGCUUCAAAUUUUCCAUCAGGUAGUAAUGCGUGCACUGAAUUUUUAGUAAUUGGUUCAUUCAGUUUUUUUUCACAGUAAUUUGCUCCUUUCCAAUUUCAAAAUGCUAUUGUGGAAAAUACAUAAAGAUUUUAUAAUCUAUAUUCCAUCUUUUUUUCCCUCAGGGCAAGCUUGUGCAUAUCAUAUUUUUAAAGGCUUUUAAAAAAAUUGACAGACAAAAUCUCAUCUUUGGAAAUUGUACUUUGCUACUACAGCACUACACAUUUUGCAAGCACAUAUUAUUAAGUGUUUAUUUUCAGUUCAGUUGUAUUGAGUACCUACUAUGUAUAAGAACAUUGAUGGGAUUUUAAGUGAUAUUUUAGGUCUCAGUACCUAUUUCUUUAUGUUUUCUGUGUUCUGCUUAAUAGUAUGCAUACAUUUCCAAUUAAAUUUUUGUGAUAUGUUUAAUUGUAAUGAAAUAAAAUAUUGUUGCUCCUUCUGCUUGA
Molecule: messenger RNA, 3822 nt
Organism: Phacochoerus africanus (Common warthog)
Lineage: Eukaryota; Metazoa; Chordata; Mammalia; Artiodactyla; Suidae
Gene: BCLAF3
Product: BCLAF1 and THRAP3 family member 3
Exons: 13
Coding region: 655-2796 (713 amino acids)
Biological process (GO): positive regulation of transcription by RNA polymerase II
Cellular component (GO): mediator complex
Molecular function (GO): transcription coregulator activity; DNA binding
Source: RefSeq, a predicted model, not a curated record